AGACUCUGUCUUCCUUACAGGCGGCGAGUCGCGUCCCAGCGCUGCUCUCUCGAGUUCCUGGAAGACACGAUGGCCUGCACCUCAGUACAGAGAGCCAAACAUGUGUCCGGGUCGCCUAGACACAAAGGUCUGAAGAAGACCCACUUCAUCAAGAACAUGAGGCAGUAUGACACGAGGAACAGCAGGAUCGUGCUCAUCUGUGCCAAGCGGUCCCUGUGCGCAGCCUUCUCGGUCCUGCCGUAUGGAGAAGGCCUGCGGAUCAGUGACCUAAGGGUGGACAGCCAGAAGCAGAGGCAUCCGUCCGGUGGCAUGUCUGUUUCUUCUGAGAUGGUCUUUGAGUUGGAAGGCGUUGAACUGGGAGCAGAUGGAAAGGUUGUCUCCUAUGCAAAGUUCCUGUACCCUACCAAUGCCUUGGUUGCACAUAAGAGUGACAGCCAUGGCCUGCUGCCCCAGCCUCGGCCCAGCAUCCCCCGGGCUCUGCCAGGGUCGAGACACAAAUCUGCCACCACCAAGGCAACACCAGCUACCACAGAACUAGGGAGCGAUGGGGGAGACACCCUGGAGUACAACCCCAACCUCCUGGACGACCCCCAGUGGCCCUGUGGAAAGCACAAGCGUGUCCUCAUCUUUGCCUCGUAUAUGACCACAGUGAUAGAGUACGUGAAGCCCUCGGACCUCAAGAAGGACAUGAACGAGACCUUCAGAGAAAAGUUUCCAUACAUCAAACUGACAUUGAGCAAAAUCAGGAGUUUGAAGCGGGAGAUGCGGAACCUGUCUGAGGAGUGCAGCCUGGAGCCCGUGACCGUGUCCAUGGCCUACGUGUACUUCGAGAAGCUCGUGCUACAGGGCAAGCUCAACAAACAGAACCGCAAGCUGUGCGCUGGCGCCUGCGUGCUACUCGCUGCCAAGAUCAGCAGCGACCUCCGCAAGAACGAAGUGAAGCAGCUCAUCGAUAAGCUGGAAGAAAGAUUCCGAUUCAACAGGCGAGAUCUCAUUGGGUUUGAGUUCACAGUGCUCGUGGCUUUGGAACUGGCCUUGUAUCUUCCGGAGAACCAAGUGUUACCUCACUACAGACGCCUCACCCAGCAGUUCUAGCCAGGCCACAGCCUCGAAGGAAGCUACUCAGCAGGGAGGUAUGUUCCUCGGCCAGGGCCUCCAGCACCUGUGUGUCCACCCACCCCGCCUGCUGCCCUCCUCUACGUCUGAGCUUCCUAGCCAGUGCACCUCAUUUCUUUACCGUUUCUCCUUGGAAAGAGACAUUGCUUAUGUCCAAAGUGCACCAGACCCUCUAAGGGUAUCUCAGAAUUUUCCUGGAGCUUUACAUGAGCAGUGCGGGGUCUGCUUGGUUUCUCACAUGCCUGUGGCCAGCCUGGCACCAGGACCUUUGGUUUUCAUGUGUGAUGGUGAAUCCUGAGUUCUGGCCAUCUUCCUCCCUUCGCCUUACCUUUGCAAACCACCAGCUGCAGCCCUAGCAUCACAGAUCUGAGUGUCCAGAUCAGAAGCAUGCCGAGAUUGCCAGGUUUGACUUCUCAAGUAUCCAUCUUGGAUAUUCAUUUUUCUGGAUGUGGCAGAGUGGCCCCAUAGCCCCAGCCGUGUCUCCCAGCAUCUACACCUGCUGGCUCCAUAUUCACCUGAGCCUCCCCCAUCAGCACUGGCUUUGGUGUUAGUUUAAGCCACCAAGAUCAAACUCCUUGUCUGUUCUGAUCUUUCUUUAACUCUUGGACCUGUUUUUAAGUAUCGCAUCACUGUGAAAUCCCACGAUGCUGUGUCCAUGCCCCACAAGGCUUAGCAGACACCAGCCCAGCCUUGGCCAGGCCCCACCCUCUUGCUUCUGAUCAGGAAAACCCACUCACCCACAACACUGGAACUUCAGGACAACUGCUGACUCUUGGCUUUUGACUUUCCUAAGCAAUAAUGUGGCCAAGAAAUGUAUUUUGACUUGGGAUUUGGCUCUGAGGUUUCCCAGUGUGCCUAAGACAUCCAGGUACGGAUGUAGACUAGAAGCCAAGCUGGGAUGAUGGUUGGUUUGGCCCUGGCUGACAGAGCACCAGCUCUCCAUUCACCAGAUCAGGGACAGUGGGUCUUACACAAACUGGUCCAGGGAGCCCCAUGGAAGGCUUGACCUGACACCACAUGAAGGCACCGACCAGUAUGUGAUCCACAGAAUCCGCAGUCAGUGCCUUUUCCCCAUCAGGAAGUAGAUUCUGUCUUGGCCAGUUCAGUCAGCAUGGUGGACCACGCCACAUAGCCACCAUUGUCCCUUCUCUGCAAGACUGGCCACGGGGAACCUGGGCCAUCUGCUUUUCCAAGUUUGUCCAAUAUUUUUGCAGUGGACCACAUGGCUAUUUGCUGCCCCAUCAAAAACACUGAGGAACCAAGGAAUUCUGCUUUUCCUCAGGGGCCAGCUAAUCUCAAAAACAGCCAUUCUGCUGACAUCCUGCAGAUCUGCCUGUCACUGGCAGAGCUAAAGGGAAAUGCUAACCUGCUUGAGGGACUCAGUACUUGCCUGCCUUCUCCCUGCACUCACCCAGGCCCUGAGCAGCAAUAAGCCAGAGCACACAAAGGGAAGACUGCAGGACAGGGAGGAAUCAGUCCUCAUUGGUUUCUCAAGCUAUCAAGUCUCCCAUUCAGCAUGCCAAGGAGUUUCUUCUGUGCACCCAAGGCUAUACCCCAACACUGGGCCUAAAGCCAGGCAACCAUUCCCUUGACUGUCUGCCACCAAAUGUUAUCUUCUGGGCAUUCCACCUGUGAACCCUGGAAGGGGCUGACUCUACACACUGCUCUGGUUUACAACCUACUCUCUGGGGCACAUCCCCUUAGGGCUUCCAUUGAUGUUAGUGUGGAGAAAAUGGCUGAUGAACACAGUAACAACUUAAAGUUAUUUAUGUGGAGAGAUUUAGUCAGUUAUCAUACUGGUCCAUUUGAAGUUCUUCAGUAUGUCCUUUUCACAACGCCAAGAACUGCCACUGUGUGGUAUCUUUGAGAGCUGCU
Fukomys damarensis (Damara mole-rat) is the source of this 2991-nucleotide messenger RNA. It is a transcript of the gene Cables2, whose product is annotated as Cdk5 and Abl enzyme substrate 2. The annotation marks the transcript as partial. The transcript has 9 exons. Gene Ontology annotation, biological process: regulation of cell cycle. The record is from RefSeq and is a predicted model, not a curated record. NCBI's taxonomy places the organism in Eukaryota, Metazoa, Chordata, Mammalia, Rodentia, Bathyergidae.